AUGUCGCGCGCUACGGAUUCCGGCGCUACGGCCGAGGCUCCUUCGCUGCCUUGGAGGGCCCUGUCCUCGACGACGAUUUUCGGGGUCGCAGCAUUAUGCCGUUCAUUCCUUUACGUCUGCAGUCGGCCGGAGGUGCAUGGAUUGGAUUCGUUUCUGGAGCUCCUUGACUCCAGAGCCGAUCCGACGCAGAGAACAAGAGGCUUGCUGACAGGUACGCUGCCAUUUUUCGUCCGCUUGUGGCUGGGGUGUUUAGGCUAA
Aspergillus ibericus CBS 121593 is the source of this 258-nucleotide messenger RNA. RefSeq lists its product as uncharacterized. Bases 1 to 258 code for a protein of 85 amino acids. Lineage: Eukaryota; Fungi; Ascomycota; Eurotiomycetes; Eurotiales; Aspergillaceae. The transcript has a single exon. The record is from RefSeq and is a predicted model, not a curated record.